CGCUGAUGGACAUUGCCAGAGCCUCUCUCGCCUCUAUCUCUCGCAUCUGACUCUUUAGUUCUUGAGAAUGUACUAUCGUUCGCUCUACCCACCUAUACCACAGCUUCCACCGAAGAACUACGUAGACUUUGCUCUUGACCGACCCGAAGUCGGAAGUUUCCCGAACUGCAAAGUUUACAUCAAUGCUAACACCGGUGAAGAGAUCAGGAGACGGGAGUUCAUCGACAGAUUCGAGCAUGCGGCGGUCGGGCUCAAGGCUGGUCUUCGUGAUGGAGGGCUAGGGUUGAAAGGACAAGAGGAAAACGCCGGUGAUGGAGAAAUUGUGGGGAUUUUGAGCGAGAAUUGUCUGGAAUUCCCGGUACUGGUCUGGUCCCUUCUCAAGAUUGGCGUCCCAUUUGCCCUUCUUCCCGCGCAGUCGACCCAAUCCGAACUCAAUGCGCUCGCUCACAUUUGCAAACUGUCUCACCUCUUCGUUAGCCCAAGGCUGCUUCCUCAGGCAUUGAGCGGAUGCAAGACAUGGGGCCUGCCUGAGGAUAAGAUAUAUAUUCUUCAAGGAAGAGCUGUCGAUAGAAUCUGUCUUGGCGACAUAAUCGAUAGCGCGAGGAGGAAAGGAGCACAAUUGAUGGCGGAGAAGCUAAAGUCGUGUGCUGUAAGGGACGAUACCUUGGCCUAUCUGGUGUUCUCGAGUGGGACCAGUGGUCUUCCCAAAGCUGUAAUGGUCUCGCACAGAAACCUAUGCUAUGCCGCCCUCCAGCCGGCUUACAUGCUCGCUGAAUUGUCCAAAGUCGCACCACCCUCUCCUCCUAACACUCCCGAAGGAGUGACUGUCGGAAUAUGUGUUCUGCCGAUGUACCACACCGCCGCUCUUCACGGCUUUAUUCUCCGUAUUCUCUUGACGCCCCAGACAGCUAUUAUCAUGCCGAAGUAUAACCUGGACCUCCUGGUGGACGCGAUUUCAAGAUAUCGAGUGUCGCAUCUAUUCCUCGUGCCUACGAUUGUCAAUCAACUGCUUAACUCACCCAAGUUCGGUACCGCCGAUUUCACUAGUGUGGCGUCGAUAGGGACCGCUGCUGCACAUCUUCCGGUCGAGCUAAGGGACAAGUUUCAAGGAAAGGCGCCGCUGGCUCAACCUUGGGAAGCGUACGGGAUGUCGGAAUGUACCGUAACAUGCAUCGCGACUUCAAUUCCUGGAAUCUUCAACUCCACCGUCGAUCCUGUACGUGGUAUGACGGGUAUAUUGCUCUGUGGCAUGGAAGCUCGUAUCGUCCGUGAAGAUGGCACGGAGGCUGGGUACCAUGAACCUGGAGAACUCUGGGUGAAGGGUCCGAAUGUCGUGCUGGGAUAUCGGGGAAACGAGGAAGCUACUCGGGAGACAUUUGUUACCUUAGAGGACGGCUCGUACGUAGGAAGAUGGCUCAAAACAGGGGACAGGUUUAGAGCGGACGAAGCGGGAAGGUUCUUCUAUAUUGAUAGAGUGAAGGAUACUUUCAAAGUCUCUGGCCAGCAAGUGGCCCCCAACGAGAUUGAAGAUAUUAUUCUCGACCAUCCCGACAAGCUUGUCACCGAUGUCGUAGUAGCUGGUGUCAGUCAUCGCAGCUCGAGAGGUGGCGGCCGCUCUGCUAUUGACGAGAAGACACCACGAGCAUGGAUCAUCCUCUCUGAGAACGGACGCCAUCGUCCAGUGGAGGACGUUAUCGCCACGCUCAAGAGCUGGACAGAAGACAAACUAAGUAAACACAAGUGGUUAAGGGGAGGGUUCGAGAUAGUUCGUGAGAUUCCCAAGCUGCCAACGGGAAAGAAGCUUCGGAGGGUGUUGGUUGAGCAGUAUAAUGAGGGCUCAUGUACUGAGGCCAAGCUCUGAGCAUGACUCUGUUUUGAUUUCGUAUAUCUACGAGUUUUUAACGAUGAUGCUGCCACAGAGAAC
Stereum hirsutum FP-91666 SS1 is the source of this 1924-nucleotide messenger RNA. RefSeq names its product acetyl-CoA synthetase-like protein. The record is from RefSeq and is a predicted model, not a curated record. Gene Ontology annotation, biological process: secondary metabolic process. The transcript has 11 exons. The coding region runs from base 68 to 1861 and encodes 597 amino acids. Lineage: Eukaryota; Fungi; Basidiomycota; Agaricomycetes; Russulales; Stereaceae. Gene Ontology annotation, molecular function: CoA-ligase activity.